AUGAUCCAAUUUACCAGUCUCUUCCGCUUCCGAGGUGAGGAUGGCGGUAUUCAUUAUGGCGAAGCCGGCGCAUCUCUCAAUCAUACUAGAGAUAGUCUUACUGGUCGGCUCGUCCGCAUUUUCCAAGGAGGGAUUCCUUGGGAUGAGGGAUUCAAGUUAAGUGAGAGCCGCCGCAAAGUGGUAGAGGUAACGUCUCUGUUCUUGCACGUGAAGCAGCCGAGAUCAAAGUUGACGUUGUGGAACUCCAAGGUACUCUGCCCCCUACCACACACACCCAUAUUCAUUUGUAUCGGCCUGAACUACAAACAGCACGCAAGCGAGGCUGGGGAGCAAUUAUGUUUCAUAUUCCGUUUGAGGGUCGAUCCGCUGACAUUAGUGCUCCCCGAGGCCGAACUAUGCCUGGUGAUAGGCAAAGACUGUAAAGACUUCAAGGCCGAUAAUGACAUUUCGGAGUACAUUCUUGGUUACACCGUGGGCAAUGAUCUAUCAUCCCGGUAUUGGCAGAACCCCGAGCGUUGUGGUGGUCAGCAUGGAAGUGCCAAGUCAUUUGACAAGUUUGCACCCAUUGGUCCCGUCAUCACCUCUACCAAGACUAUUCCAAACCUAGCAACUCUUCAACUAGAAUGCUUUGUCAAUGGGGACAAGAGGCAGUCUAGCAAGCUGGAUGACCUCAUCUUUGACGCACCGGCCAUUCUGGCACAUUUGACCAGGGGAACAACACUUCGGAAGGGUACGGUUAUCAUGACAGGAACCCCCAGCGGCGUGGCAGCUUUUAUGAAACCACCCGCGUGGCUGCAGGACGGGGACGUGGUCGAAGUACGCCUUGACCAUGUUGGGUCAAUUAAAAACAAAAUAUCGUUAGAGACUGCGGCUUAA
Clonostachys solani is the source of this 876-nucleotide messenger RNA. Lineage: Eukaryota; Fungi; Ascomycota; Sordariomycetes; Hypocreales; Bionectriaceae. The record is from the annotation of a GenBank genome assembly.